CCGGGGUCACGGCAGCAACCCAGGUGCAUGAAUAUUUCCAGAAAUUCAGAGCCUGAAUCUCUAUGGUCUCAUAAUAAAUGUAAAUUUAGUAUUAUCUAUGGUACCUGUCUUUUUGUUUCGAAAAAUCUCUAUGAUAACGGAAUAUAUGAAAAAGUCAGCUCGUGUGUGAUGUGCCUAUGUUAAAUUGUUAAUAAGCCGUUAGAUUUUACAGACUUUUAUAAAAAAAGAGAUUCAUUAAAAAAUGGGGCACAAUUUCAUUAAUCCAUUAUAAACGGGGAAAUUUUGUCGAAUUUGAAUUCUGACCCUUCAUUAUAUGGUGCCUAAUAUUAUAAUUAAUUUAAUUUACUACGUUUACAUUAUGUCACAAGUGAAGAAUAAGAUUUUAUGGCGUUUACCGGUAUUUGAUUCUUUUUUUUUCAACUAUAAUAUUCAUAUCACGAGGUAAAAUAACGAGAUUCAUCUCCGCUCAGCAAUUUUGUUAAAUCGUAAAUAAGAUCGACAAAUGUCAUUGUCUUCGCGAUGUUUCAAAUGUUCCCGCCGUAUUCUUAUCCAUAAAUAAACCAAUAGAACGCCACGUAUAGUACCAACCUAUAGAAAAAUGCCGGAGUGAUUACUCGCCGCGAUGUUGGCAGUAGUGUCGACUGUGGCAAAUGGUGGAUUGCGUUGCUUUUUCUCGUGCUCUGUGUAAAAUAUUUACGUAAAAUAGUGUUAAAUUCGCGGUGCAGUGUUUCUGACUAAUAGAAACAUGUCGGAAACACUGCCGAACAGCAAAAAACAAGUUCCGAGGCAAUUGCGGGAACGCAAGCAGCGGAAGCUCUACUCCGAUGAAUGGGCCCUUGGAGAUGAUGAUGUGGAAGGUGGCAGAGGGUUCUCCCUCGCAGACAAGCUGGAGAGCCCUCGCUUCGAGCACCCCGGCUCCAUACACGAGAUGUUUGGCACGGAGCUUACAGUAGCAUAUCUACAGAAAAAUGGAUUCACAACUCCGCUACUGUUUAAGGAGAAGACUGGACUGGGACUGAGGGUGCCGACGAGCAACUUCACCGUGAACGAUGUGCGCAUGUGCGUUGGCUCGCGCCGCCUGCUCGACGUCAUGGACGUCAACACGCAAAAAAACAUCGAGAUGACUAUGAAGGACUGGCAGCGUUAUUAUGACGACCCCAACAAGGAGCGUCUCCUGAACGUGAUCUCGCUCGAGUUCUCGCACACGCGGCUCGAGAACUACGUGCAGGCGCCGAGAAUUGUGCGGCUCAUCGACUGGGUAGAGGUUGUCUGGCCUCGUCAUCUUAAGGAUCAGCAGACUGAGUCAACAAACGCUCUGGACGACAUGAUGUAUCCGAAGGUGCAGAAAUACUGCCUCAUGUCAGUUAAAGGCUGCUACACAGACUUCCACAUCGACUUUGGAGGCACCUCCGUGUGGUAUCACAUUUUGAGGGGUGCUAAGGUGUUUUGGCUGAUCCCGCCCACUGAGAAGAAUCUGCAGCUGUACGAGAAGUGGGUGCUGUCUGGCAAGCAGUCAGAUGUGUUCUUCGGAGACACGGUCGAAAAAUGUAUCCGAGUCCACCUGCAAGCGGGCCAUACAUUCUUCAUCCCGACUGGAUGGAUUCACGCCGUGUACACGCCGAGCGACUCGCUGGUGUUCGGCGGCAACUUCCUACACCAGUUCGGCAUUGAGAAGCAGCUCAAGAUCGCGCAAGUUGAGGACGUUACAAAGGUGCCACAGAAGUUCCGGUACCCGUUCUUCACGGAGAUGCUGUGGUACGUGCUGGAGCGGUACGUGGGCGCGCUGCUGGGCCGCAGCCACCUCGCCACGGAGGGGCAGCCGCCGCCGCAGCCGCCCAAGGAGCACGUGCACCUCACGCAGAACGAGCUGCACGGCCUGAAGGCUAUAGUGAUGUACUUGCAUCAGUUGCCGGCCGCCCGCAAAUCAGUGCCAGAGCUACUGGCCGACCCCAUAGCGUUGGUCAAGGAUGUCCGCACGCUGGUCGAGCAGCACAGACAUGAUAAACAGCAUCUGGCUAUCACGGGCGUGCCGGUGUUGAAAGGGCCGGACGAGGUGGUGACGGGCGAGCGGCGCCAGUCCAGCGGGCGCGGCGGGCGCGGCGGGCGCGGCGGCGGCGCGGCGCGGCCCCGCCCCGACCACGCCAACUCCGCGCCCCGCCGGCGCCGCACCAGAUGCAAGAAAUGCGAAGCCUGUCAACGAACGGACUGCGGCGAGUGCGUGUUCUGCCACGACAUGGUCAAGUUCGGUGGGCUCGGCCGCGCCAAGCAAACCUGCAUCAUGCGACAGUGCUUACAGCCAAUGCUACCAGUCACAGCUUCGUGUGCCGUUUGUCAUCUCGAUGGUUGGAUGCAAACUCCUGUCGCGCCACAGGCUAAAGGCAAUUCCGGUCGCAACGGGCCAUCUUCCCUGCGCGAGUGCUCGGUGUGCUACAGCAUCGUGCACCCGGCCUGCGUGCCGCCCGGCGGCCAGCUCAACGAGGACCUGCCCAACUCCUGGGAGUGCCCCACCUGCACCACCAUGGGGCUCAACCACGACUACAAGCCUCGUCAUUUCCGCGCGCGGCAGAAGUCUUCGGAUCUCAGGAGGAUGAGCGUCGGCUCAGAUGCCAGUCAUAUAAGCCGAGAACACAGUAGCCUACAGAAUAAACUACCGCCUCCGGGUCCAGUCAAAUCGGAACCUAGUUCUGAUAACGAAGGGAAGAAUGACGUCCCACAUAUCAAGUCUGAAAGUGAAAUAAAACGUGAAGAGGAAGGCGGAGAACGUGGCGCCGGCGAGCACGGCGGUGAGUGGGAGCCUGCGGCCAAGAAGCGGCGCCCCAGCGACGAGCAGGAGGCGCCCAGGAAGCAGGCGCUGCGCGCGCAGCUCGCGGCGCAGCUCACACACCACUCCGCCAAGCAAAUGAAGAAGCCCCUGUACCCGGUCCGACCUGCCCCGAUGCUAGGCGGGGGCUUAUCAUGCUCCGGGUCGCCGUGGCUGGACCGCGGCGCCAUGCUGUGCGUGUUCGCGCGCCUCACGCCCUCCGAGCUGGCCACGUGCGCGCUCGUGUGCAAGGCCUGGGCCGAGUACUCGAUGGAUCCAUCCCUCUGGCGCAGCAUGUCGUUCGUGCAGGUGCGCGUGUCGGCCGCGCAGCUGGCCGGCAUCGCGCGCCGCCAGCCGCUGUCGCUCGGCCUCGAGUGGUGUCAUCUCGCUCGACGCCAGCUGGCAUGGCUCCUGGCCCGGCUGCCGGCGCUGCGCUCGCUGUCGCUGGCGGGGUCGCCGGCCGAGGCGGCGCUGGCGCUGCGCUCGUCCACGUGCCCGCCGCUCACGUCGCUGGACCUGUCGUUCGCGCGCUGCCUCGACGACGCCAAGCUGCGCGGCAUCCUGGCGCCGCCCGAGAACUCGCGGCCCGGCGGCGGCAACCGCACCGGCGCCGAGCCCUCCCGCCUCGCCGCGCUCGCCGUGCUGCGCCUGCCCGGCACCGACAUCACCGACGUCGCCAUGAGAUACGUUGUGCAGGCGUUACCAAAGUUAGUGGAGCUGGACGCGUCGUCGUGCGCGCGGCUCACAGACGCAGGAGCGGCGCAGCUGGCGCACCACGGCCUGCAGCGCCUGUCGCUGGGCGGCUGCCGGCUGCUCACCGAGGCCGCGCUCGACCACCUGGCGCGCUGCCCCAACCUCGUCAGGUAUGUAUGCGGCUCACAGACGCAGGAGCGGCGCAGCUGGCGCACCACGGCCUGCAGCGCCUGUCGCUGGGCGGCUGCCGGCUGCUCACCGAGGCCGCGCUCGACCACCUGGCGCGCUGCCCCAACCUCGUCAGGUAUGUAUGCGGCUCACAGACGCAGGAGCGGCGCAGCUGGCGCACCACGGCCUGCAGCGCCUGUCGCUGGGCGGCUGCCGGCUGCUCACCGAGGCCGCGCUCGACCACCUGGCGCGCUGCCCCAACCUCGUCAGGUAUGUAUGCGGCUCACAGACGCAGGAGCGGCGCAGCUGGCGCACCACGGCCUGCAGCGCCUGUCGCUGGGCGGCUGCCGGCUGCUCACCGAGGCCGCGCUCGACCACCUGGCGCGCUGCCCCAACCUCGUCAGGUAUGUAUGCGGCUCACAGACGCAGGAGCGGCGCAGCUGGCGCACCACGGCCUGCAGCGCCUGUCGCUGGGCGGCUGCCGGCUGCUCACCGAGGCCGCGCUCGACCACCUGGCGCGCUGCCCCAACCUCGUCAGGUAUGUAUGCGGCUCACAGACGCAGGAGCGGCGCAGCUGGCGCACCACGGCCUGCAGCGCCUGUCGCUGGGCGGCUGCCGGCUGCUCACCGAGGCCGCGCUCGACCACCUGGCGCGCUGCCCCAACCUCGUCAGGUAUGUAUGCGGCUCACAGACGCAGGAGCGGCGCAGCUGGCGCACCACGGCCUGCAGCGCCUGUCGCUGGGCGGCUGCCGGCUGCUCACCGAGGCCGCGCUCGACCACCUGGCGCGCUGCCCCAACCUCGUCAGGUAUGUAUGCGGCUCACAGACGCAGGAGCGGCGCAGCUGGCGCACCACGGCCUGCAGCGCCUGUCGCUGGGCGGCUGCCGGCUGCUCACCGAGGCCGCGCUCGACCACCUGGCGCGCUGCCCCAACCUCGUCAGGUAUGUAUGCGGCUCACAGACGCAGGAGCGGCGCAGCUGGCGCACCACGGCCUGCAGCGCCUGUCGCUGGGCGGCUGCCGGCUGCUCACCGAGGCCGCGCUCGACCACCUGGCGCGCUGCCCCAACCUCGUCAGGUAUGUAUGCGGCUCACAGACGCAGGAGCGGCGCAGCUGGCGCACCACGGCCUGCAGCGCCUGUCGCUGGGCGGCUGCCGGCUGCUCACCGAGGCCGCGCUCGACCACCUGGCGCGCUGCCCCAACCUCGUCAGACUGGAUCUCCGACACGUCCCCCUCGUGUCCACCCAAGCGGUGAUCAAGUUCGCCGCCAAGUCGAAGCACAACCUGCACGUGCAGGACGUGAAGCUGGUGGAGCGGCGCAAGACCUGAGGCUCGGACGCGCCGGCCGCGGCGCCCGGGCCCGCCGCGCCGGCGGACGGCUGAAGUGACAGUGACUGACGCGCAACUGAUUACAGUGGUAGCACGGCAUGGUCCACAGUGUUGACGGUUGAAACUCGCAACUUGAAUACGGCGUCGGGUAUUUCCUAUUUGUUUUUUAAACUGGGGCCUGUUUUUCAAAUGAUUAGAUUUAUUAGUCUAAUAUUAGUAUGUUGACAAUCCAUACGAUUCGACUUUUCGUGGACUAAUCGUUUAUCUAAUACCAUUCGAAAAAUUUACCUCAGUUUGUUUCAGAGUUCAAUUUCCGGCAAAAAGCAUUCGUUCAAUAAAACUAAUGGCAAAUAUUAAUGAUGGUUGUUAAUGCUGUAAAUAAAAUAUCCGUCACUUCUACUUGUAAGCUUAUGUUGUGAUAUUAAUCGAUUACGAUUAGAUGAUCUUAUCAAGGAAUUUUCUUGUGUUGAAUUCUGAUUCAGGAAGCAAGGCUGAUAGUAAUGGAUAUGUUAUUUAUAAAAGACCAUUAUACUCAUGCUGUGUAUUUUAUAUUUAUAUGUAUUUUUCGUAUAUUAUCUCAUGGUAGUACCAGUACCCAAGUACACAAGUUUGAAAUUGUAAUAGUUAUCUCAUUAUUAAUCAAAACAGUGGCAUUAAAUUAGAUAACAUGAGCGAGCUAGCUAUUGCUGUUUUGGACUUCAGACAAUGAUACAAUUCUCAGUGUCGUUAAAAAAACUAUCUCUUCCAUGAGUGUUUGCAAAAUCCAUCACAAUAAAAGUAGAUUUCAAUGAAACUGAGAAUUCAUUCAUCCAUCGUGCAACCCGCUUUAUUAUGUCAGGUGACAUAUUAUUUCUUUUUUUUUCUCAGAAGUUUACACCAAAAUCAAAUUGUGUAAAAAAUGCACGCGCACAACAUAUCAAAGGGUCAUUCUACAAAAAUCUCAUUCCUCUUACCAUACCUAUUCGCAAAUUCCCAGGAGAUGCCGCAUUAUUAGCAUCUCAUUUUUGGUGACUGUGUAAUCAGUGCCAAGUUCCAUCUACAACGUGAUCUAGCGGAUCUCCUGGGAAUUUGCGAAUAUGUAUAGCCAGGGGAAUGGGAUUGCUGUAGAAUGACCCAAAGGCGUCCUGCUUUAACACUGCGGGGGCAUACGUUAGAUGUAAAUCAAACAAAGACUUGAUUUAAGCCUAUUUGGUAAUUCGAAGUGAUACGAUUUCUAAAUAAAUGAUAGAAAUAUUGUUCUAGACGUUGUCUUUAUAGGAAUAGUGAAUGAUGUGGUUUUUGUAGCGGCUGUUUGAAAUUGGAGCGGAAAUUUAAUUAAGCUUUAGUGUGAUUUUAGAUAUGUAGAAAAUUCGUUUCAUCACAUUUGGUCGUAAAGCUGGCGUUCAAGGGGUAAUAGAUGAUAUUACUCCAAUUCCAGUACUUUGGAAUCUUAUUUGAAGCAAGCAUCAGAUCAAAUUAUUCACAAUUUCAGACGACUGCUAGAAAAAUGCACUGGAAUUCAUGUGUUUUAAGGGAUGACUUAUAAAUAUGUAAUUAAUUCUUGUAGAGAUUGAUUUUUCCAAUUAUUUUAUUCUAUCUUUUGCAAUAUCAGUGCCAACAUAUAGGUAGUUUCUAUAUGAAUCAGCACAUAUUUCAUUGCACAAUCAAAUAACUAUAUUUAAAGUUGAACGAUAUUAAUUUUAUUGCGUACUGUUGGAUUGGUAUCUAUUAUAUUUUAUUGUUGGUUUUAUGUUUGAUAAUGAUGGCCUUUAAUGUCGAAGGUUUUCAAUAAAUUAUUGAAUAAACCUUUGUACAAAGAUAAAGGCGACGAUAUAUAUUAAUAGAAUGUUAUCGCUUCAUAGCAUAACCAAGUUUCAACGCCUCCAUUUGUUGUGAAGUAAUUAUCUACAGCAAAGUUUGCCCAUAUUAUAAACAAAAUAAAGCAAACUGGCGAUAAUAGGAAAAGAUCGCUUGAUGUGCAAUUGAGUUUCGUAAAGGCUUGAAGAAUUUGAGUGAGCCGGGGGAGGUGGGAACGCAACACGAUGCGUGCCUGACUCGUAAAGUGAUGUCAUUAAAGGUUACAUUUGAAAAAUCUGCGCGUCAUCGUGGAUGACACGAACUAUAACGCUGUAUUUUAACUUUUUAUGAUUCGGAACGCCAUUCCAAUAUGUUUUAACAUUAACAAGAAAUAAUAGCUUUAUUGAAAAGCUUUGAAACAUUGGUUAUCUACUGAAACGGCACACUCAACACUUGUAUUCAAAUAUGGAUCUCUGAACUUCUUAUAAUGUUAGGAUUCCUCGAACAAUUGUUCGUAUACUUAUAUAUUGUUCCAGCAUUACUUACUUUUUGUAAAUAUUAAAAAUGUUUAUUUAUUUCGCACCCCCGAAGAGGAAGAAUUAUUUUAGGUUCAUGACAAUUGUAAGAGCUUAGGUUGUAUUUUUCUUAGUUCUAGUCGCUUUUUAGGUUUAAGCUAUUAUUAAUAGGUAUGUUUGACUGUGACCGAUUAUAUAACAUUUAUUGAUCAUUUCUUGAACUUUAGAGGCUACACAAUAAAAUUACGCUUUUCAUUUUCGUUGAACAUUAACUAAAUAUUUCCGAAAUUUUGUAGAAUAAUGCUUGAAAAGUUACAAUAAAGCUGGUGCAAAUUAUACACAUUUUUGACACGCGACGUAAUUAUUUUUGUAUAGUGAUUAUGAUAUUAUCGUAAAAGUUAAUAAAAUUAGAUCAGAUUUUCAGUAUAAAAGAACUUUGAGAACAACAAUGAAAAUAUCAGUAUAUUAGUUUGUAAGGUCCGACUGUGGUCACAGCGUAAGGUCGGAGGGCCGCCUAUAGGUUUAGCAUCGAGAGGUAAAGAUAUUACACUAUACUUGUCAACUUAGCAGAUUUCAAACCAGUCAUUACUUUUUUUAAUUUACGACUCCUUGUACGAGUUUGAGUGAAUAAAAUUUAGUAAAGAAAAAACAAAUAUAAUAAUUAUUAAUUACAAAUAAUACACCGUUUGCACACACGAUUGGGCAUUUGUUCUAUUCUCAAAAGGGCAAAACAAUUUGGAUUGAUUUCAUCAAAAGGUUCCAAAUUCAAAACUACAAAGAUGACCAGUGUAAGGAGGAUAUAUUUUUGAUAUUAUUUCUGAAAACAACAAUUAUAAAAGUGCCAAUAGUCUGUUGGUUUGACAAGUGUGUACAUACCGCUGACUGUACAUAGGUAGCCUAAGUCGUUAUCGAGUAACAUUGUACUUGAAACCAUAGGCUCAUAAUUAAAAUACGGAGCUAGUAUCUAAGCAUUGUGUGCCUCUGUGUAUAGAGAAUUUAGUGAUAGAUAAGAAUCGUUAAUAAAAUUAUAUAUACGGAAAAAAUACAAUUAUUAUUCACAUCCGUCAGAAUUAUUGGUUAAAUAAAAUGGUGAAUAAUGAUUAUAUUACAAAGUCUACAUAAAUCUAGUUUUCUAAGAUGCCUUUAUGCGAGAGUUUUUAAAUCAAUUUGAAAGAUUUUUAUAUUUGACAGCUCGCAUGCAGGCAGUCGUUGGUUCGAGCGUGAUAUUAAACCAAUGGCUAGGUUAGAGUAGCGCCGCACGGCGACGAGCAACAUGUAUCAUUGGUUACCAUAAGCACUCAUAGUAUUUGAAAUAAAUAUUUACAAUGAA
Molecule: messenger RNA, 8608 nt
Organism: Cydia pomonella (codling moth)
Lineage: Eukaryota; Metazoa; Arthropoda; Insecta; Lepidoptera; Tortricidae
Gene: Kdm2
Product: jmjC domain-containing histone demethylation protein 1
Exons: 21
Coding region: 746-4987 (1413 amino acids)
Biological process (GO): protein demethylation; regulation of transcription by RNA polymerase II
Molecular function (GO): DNA binding; protein binding; zinc ion binding
Source: RefSeq, a predicted model, not a curated record